AUGGCUGAUAUGUCAUACACUUAUGAGUCGCCUCUGAUGGCUUCUGAUUCUCCCAUUAUCAACUACAGAAAAGAUGCUAAGAAGGGGAUUAAGUUUACCUUUAUGUUAGUUGGUGAGCUGGGAACUGGGAAAACUACAUUUGUUAAUAGUUUGCUUAACAAAAAGGUUUUAAACCAUCGUUUUGAAAGUUCUAACUUUAAAGCUGGUGGAUCUCUUGAUACCAAGACUAUUUCAUUCACUAACGCAAAGUCCGUAGCGUUACCCAAUACAGCUAUCUUGACCAGAAGUGAAUUCAACCCUGAAACAGCUAAUGAAGAACCUGGUAUAGCAUUGACUGAAACCAAAGUUGAAUUGGUUGAUGAUGAUAAUGUUAAGUUGCAACUUACAGUGAUUGAUACACCAGGUUUUGGAGAAAAUUUAAAUAAUGAAAUUUGUUUUGUUGAAAUUGAAAAUUACCUUAAACAGCAAUUUGAUUUGGUAUUAGCAGAAGAAACAAGAAUCAGAAGAAACCCAAGAUUCGUAGAUACAAGAGUUCACGUUUUGUUAUAUUUUAUUACCCCAACUGGUCAUGGUUUACGAGAAAUCGAUAUUACUUGUAUGAAAAAAUUAUCUAAAUAUGUUAACGUUAUUCCUGUGAUUGGGAAGGCUGAUACUUUUACACAACAAGAAUUGAAACAAUUCAAAUCCCAGAUCAGAACAGACAUUGAAAAGUUUAACAUUCCAAUAUUCCAGUUUGAUUCAUUUAUAGAAGACUAUGAUGAAGAUGAAGAUUUUGAUUUGAUUGAACAAUGCAAAUAUUUGAGUAAUUUGGUACCUUUUGCUAUAAUAUCAAGUGAAGAUGAAUACGAAAUUACUGAUCCUCGGUCUGGAGAAUCAAAGGUCAUUAAGGCAAGAAAAUAUCCAUGGGGGCUUAUUGAUGUUAAUAAUCCUGCCUUCUCUGACUUCCCUGUGUUAAAGUCUGUUCUUUUUGGAAGUCAUUUGCAAGAUUUAAAGGAUUUGACUCAUGAUUUCCUUUAUGAAACCUACAGAACAGAGAGAUUGACUAAAGUUACUGGUUCAACAAAUCAAGAUGAAAAGGAGGAUGAAUUUCAUGAUACUUCUGAUUACCCUAACGGUUCAUUUGCUAAAGAAAGUGCAAUUCCAUCGUUAAGUAAUUUGGCUCAAAUUGCUAAUAUAACUCUUCCUCAUCAACCUGUUACUUCUACUACUUCACAAAAGAGUUUUAAUACUGCCAACGAUACUGAAUCUGUGGAAACAACUACUAGUGGUACAAGUAAGAAAUCAAGAUCAAUGGUUGAUGUUGAUACCAAGGAAAACGAAUCGUUUUCAUCAUCACUUUCAACUAUAUCUGCCAGUAAUGGUAAUAAUAAGGGAGAAUCUAAUGCUUCAUUCAAACGGUUUUCGAUUGCCCCUCAACGUAACCAAUUAAGACAAAUUUCAGAAACUGUGCCGUAUGUUAUUAGACACGAACGUAUUGUUGAAAGACAACAUAAAUUGGAAGAGAUGGAAAUGGCCAGUGCUAAAGAAUUGGCAAGUCGUGCUGCGGCAUUAGAGAAGAAGGCACAAGAAUUGAAGGCUAAGGAAAAGUCAUUGUUGAAGCGGUUGGAAGAUGAAAGACAACGGAAAGAAUUGGUAAAGCAAAGUUCUACUGGACCUUCAUCAGAAUCUGUUAAUUAUGAAAAUGCUACUAUUGGAGAGGAAGAUGACAAUGAUAUCCCCAGUCCAACUAUUCGUAAGGAUGAAACCUUGACUGAUUUGCACAAAAUCGCUAGCAGCUAA
This is a messenger RNA of Lizanozyma spartinae, 1779 nucleotides long. It is a transcript of the gene SEP7, whose product is annotated as septin. Lineage: Eukaryota; Fungi; Ascomycota; Pichiomycetes; Serinales; Debaryomycetaceae. Gene Ontology annotation, cellular component: septin complex; cell division site; septin ring. Bases 1 to 1779 code for a protein of 592 amino acids. Gene Ontology annotation, biological process: division septum assembly; cellular bud neck septin ring organization; actomyosin contractile ring assembly. The record is from RefSeq and is a predicted model, not a curated record. The transcript has a single exon. Gene Ontology annotation, molecular function: molecular adaptor activity; GTP binding; GTPase activity.